Molecule: messenger RNA, 903 nt
Organism: Protopolystoma xenopodis
Lineage: Eukaryota; Metazoa; Platyhelminthes; Monogenea; Polystomatidea; Polystomatidae
Source: the annotation of a GenBank genome assembly
AUGUAUUUCGAGACAUGCUACCCGGACGGGAUCUACGCCUGGGCACCAUGCCUCGCAGACCUUUUCGAGGAUGGCAUUCGUCCCGAGCCACACUGUUUCAUUCGUCUCCAGCAUAUGCACAACCUGGAUUCUGUCCUGUUUCCCUUCACAACCCUUUCCGGCUUUUCCAUUUGCGUCUCCCGCUCGCUCACAUUUCCCUCGCGACCUUUUUCCUUCACCUCUGCUGCCCACUGGACUAGCACACUUGUCGUCCGUUUGAGCAUCGUCGUGCCGGAGACACGAGUUCAUCUCAUCUGCUUCAUUUUCUGUCCCCGUGCCCCCAUCGCCCCACCCCCUCUUUCUACAUACCCUCAACUCGAGCCCCCUGGUCCUAUUGUAUGGCAGAGGCUGAGCGACACUCUCUCUUCCGCUCUUCUCUUGCAGUUCUCAACCAGUCUGCAAGAAAUGAAGCUUGACAACUGUGGACUUGUCUACACAUGCAGCCAUGCACAGGCACGCAGGCUCAGUUGCUGGUCGACAAGCGCCAAGCGGCAGGCCACUCAACGGGAUAGAGUUAAUUUACCUCCGACGGUUGACGGAUGCCAACCAGCCAGGCGUUCAAAUGCAGUAAAUUUAGCUUCAGCACAUGCACUAUUCAGACUGUGGAUACUCCUCCAUUUUCCGACCCUUUCUGCUCACCCAAAAGCCUGCAUUACAUUCUCUUGCGUCUACCGUGACGACCAAGGCGACAGGGUAGGCAGACAGUUGCCAGCCGGCUUAGGCAGCCAUUCUGCGCAGGGUUGUCAUAGUCUCCGUUGGCUAUCGGACGGACGGGUACCAGUUGCCUUCAGGCCUCCGGUCGACUGGACGGAGAGGCAGACGUCCUGUCUCGCAGAGCUGCGUUGCCAUGAGACUGCCGCCUGA